AAACAUGUCGGGGGCAAGCAAAAAACGCAUACAGGAUGCCCCCCUGCAUUGGAUUCUGUUGAUGGCGCAUCUCAUGCAACUGAAGCCCGUAGGAUGGAGGCUCAAAGCAGUGAACCGUUAGUUGGGUACAAGCGCCAGAGGAGUAAGGCAAUUAUCUGCCGAGGGAAGCGCCCUGAUGAUAUUGUGAGCAAUGAGAGUCUUCCCGGAGAUGCUGAAAAUGUGAGUGACAAAAGCGGUGGUGUGGAUAAGCCACCAAAUCCAAAGCGGCAGAAAACCGGAGGAAACGAGGGUCGUAGGAAUAGGGCAUCGCCUGCAAGGCUGUUCAAAUUGAAUAAAGAGUUGGUUUCUAAUCAAAAAGGUGUUAUUAUUGGAAAAGAGUUUGGAGGCCUGCUGGACCUUGCAGCGAACAGCAUGCCUGGCGAUCUUAGUCAAUGGAUAAUGAAGCAUUAUGAUCCAGAGAUGUCACAGAUAGUUAUUCCAGAGAGGGGGAAGAUUCCAUGGGAGAAAAGUCUGUUACGAAAACCGCCCUGA
Messenger RNA from Triticum aestivum (bread wheat), 531 nucleotides. RefSeq lists its product as uncharacterized. The transcript is spliced from 4 exons. The coding region runs from base 94 to 531 and encodes 145 amino acids. The record is from RefSeq and is a predicted model, not a curated record. Lineage: Eukaryota; Viridiplantae; Streptophyta; Magnoliopsida; Poales; Poaceae.